GUUUUAUACAUCUAUUUAUGAAUAUCUUUUUAUUUCACACAAUGUUUUCCAAACAUUUCCUACAAUUUCUAUUGUGUUGCCAAUCGAUGACAUUGUUUUCACUCGUAUUGUGUGAGAAAACGUGGAAAAGUAUUGUACCCGAAGAUUAUAACCAGGAUAUCGCACCUUCACGUCCUGGACAACCGGUCAAUGUGAACGUGUCCAUGUCCGUACUUAGCCUUAAGCCGGAUGCCGGUGCUGCGCAAUCUAUGGUUGUGGACUUUUUCUAUCACCUCCAUUGGUAUGACCACCGGUUGACAGUACCGGCUACUGAAAAGGUGACUCUGGGCUCAGAAUGGAAAGACAAACUCUGGACACCCGACACCUAUUUCAGAAACAACACCUGGGAGGACAGUGUUCUGAGGGGUCCAAAGGAGGACAAAUCUCCCCACGGAGGA
Oppiella nova is the source of this 437-nucleotide messenger RNA. The record is from the annotation of a GenBank genome assembly. Lineage: Eukaryota; Metazoa; Arthropoda; Arachnida; Sarcoptiformes; Oppiidae.